Miscanthus lutarioriparius is the source of this 3003-nucleotide messenger RNA. The record is from the annotation of a GenBank genome assembly. NCBI's taxonomy places the organism in Eukaryota, Viridiplantae, Streptophyta, Magnoliopsida, Poales, Poaceae.
AUGCGUGGGAAAUACUUAUACGAAGAACGGGAUACGUUACUUCACACCCUUCGUACUUGUCCAAAUGUACGAGUGAUUUAUUUUAAUGGCUGGGAUGGACUCGGGACAAAGGCAUUCCUACGAUCUAUAGCACAGAAAGUUCUCGAAGAUCUGGAGGCUCCUUCUGAACAAAUAUGGUUUGACAGAAUAGUUUACUUGGAUUGCUCAGCAUGGAAUGGUAGAAGAGCCAUGCAGAGAACCAUUGCAGAGGAGAUAAAACUUGACAACAAAACGAUGGCAAUGUUUGAUGAGCAAGAUGAGGAGGAUGAUUUCAAUGGAGUAGACCAAGGCUCUAGGGAUGUGAUACGAGUUGUUGCUACAGAGAUUUAUGAAAACCUAAAGGAUAGCAAAUUCUUGAUACUUUUUCUUAACGGUAGCGAUGAGGAGAUUGAUGUGUCCAGCAUGGGUAUUCCUCCAUUCUCGGAAUUCCGUAACCACGCAAUGAUAUGGGCAUUUAGCAGAGGGUCGUCACUGACAUUAAACUCUAGGGCCAGCAUGUCUAAGAGAGCAGGCAAGCUUAGAUACACACACAAGUUCUAUGAUUGCUAUUCAGGACUCUGGCAAGUGUAUGAUCAUGUGCUAGAUUGCGUGGCUGCUGCCAUAGCAGCUGGUUACUCAUCUAUGCGAAGCAUGGACACAUCAAAUACAAUGGUCAAGGACUGCUGUCUGUAUGAACUAUGCCUACAGUACAAUUUUCAUAGAACCACCAAAUUUGAUUGGGUUGCUCAUGCUUCAAACUAUUGGAUAUGCGAUGAAAUCAUCAAAGGGGACACUGCAAAGGAGAUCAGUGCCGCAUUGGGCCGUGAGAUAAUAACAUGGGAGUGUGAUGAUGCAGUGCUUGAUGAUGUAUUUCCGAGGGUCAUGUUGUCAGCAAGAUCUCCAUAUAUUUUUGCAUCACCUCCUUUCUUUGUGUCCCAGUGCCUACGGUUCCUCGGAUUGGAUCAUUGCUCAGAUGAUACAACAGGUAGUCAUAGAAGUGAGGAUUGGGCGACUAUAUGUGGCCUAUAUGUGUUGGACCUACGUUACACAGUCUGGAAUGAGAUACUUUCUCAAGAGAAGAUGGAGCUCAUGAUUAACCUGAGGGAGCUACAUGUAGAAGGAGCCAGAUGCUGGCCGGACAACACUCACUUGCAGGGGAGGUUACUUAACCUUGAGAAGCUCAGAAUUACCAGGUCACAAAGUGAGACAUUAGCAGACAUUAGCACAUCCUUUAUGGACAAGACAAAGUUGGAAAUACUGGACCUGUCUGGCAGUCUUUGGGUGAAUGUUCUGCCAACUAGCCUAUCAAAGGCUUGUAGCCUUCAAGUGCUUCUUCUUGAUGGUUGUGAAGAACUGGAAACUGUUGUUAUCCCUGAUGGGCUUCCUUCCUCACUCAGAUCCUUCAGCUUUGACAGCUAUGGACCAGUAUCCAAGCAUUGGAUACCAUGCCCUGACUUGCCCCCCGACAAUUUGCGUCCUUCUUCUUCAGAUGAUGACCGGCAGCAGCAAGCAGCCAAAACCUCCAAGAUCUCCAUGGAAGGCUGCACUUCAUUAGAAAAUUUGUUCGUGCGGGGGCUUCCAAACCUUGUGGAACUGGACCUCUCUGGAACUGCAAUCAAGAUGCUCAACUUUGAAACCAUGGUGGUGCAGGUCCCAGGGCUGAAGCGACUGUUUCUACUAGGUUGUGAGCAUCUUCGUGGAAUAACAUGGGACAAGGACCGUUUUAACUUAGAGUUGCUGUGCAUUGAUACACGAACUGGGAUCCGAGGUCGUACUCUGCAGCCAUCCCUUGGCCAUGGCAAGAAGAAAUCCUGCUUUCUACUGCAUGCUGUUCUAGUUGAUGCAAGGCUCGUUCGGUCCCUUCACUUCCCAAUACUUCACCAUAAGAACCGAUCGACAGGAAGCGGUGGCAACGACUUCCAAUUUAGCAUCCAUUUUACCUCUUCAUCCAUGAACAGUGGUAGUAGUGCUAGUUCACAACAAUUUGAAGGAACCUGCAGUUGCAAGGAGAAGCAGAUGGAAGAACUCAGUCCUGGUGAACACAUGAGGCUUGGUCAUCAGGUCCCAGCAGCAAUCCCAUACCCGGAUGUCCCUGAUCUGGGUGGAGACGUCCCAAUGCAAGAUUUCCCACAGCCUUUUCCUCCGGCAUCCGCAGCGGAUCGCUACAUUGAGGUCGUUCAAGGGAGCCACAACCUGGAGGGCGAACUAAGGUACAUGGCUGGUAGAGAAAUUAUGGUGUUCCAUGCUGAGUUCCUGCAUGUCCAUGAUGCCUCCAUCGCUAGUAGUUUCCCUGGAGGUUACAGCGUUAGGUGGUGCCGUGUAGAACGGUGCCCUAACAUGGAAGCGGUAUUCUCUGUGGAUUCAGAUGGUUUCAGCCAAUUGGAGACUUUCUGGGCAUCGGAUCUGCUCAGGGCCCGCUGCAUCUGGAGCCAGAGUCCUGUUCCUAGCUGGAUGGGUAAAAGUGAUUUCCGUUCCUUCGAUAAUCUUCGGCACUUGCACCUGCGCUCCUGCCCUAGGCUGGAGUUUGUGCUAUACGCUGAUGGAACCUACUCCUUUCCGAGCUUGGAGACCCUCCACAUCAUCCACUGCGGCGAGCUGAGGCAUGUCUUCGUACUGAAGACGACAUAUGGGUAUAGAAGGGACAUAGCCUACCGCGGCGUGACGUUCCCGAAGCUGACCACCAUCCGCCUGCAUGACUUGCCACUGCUGCUGCAGAUAUGUGUGGUCAAGAUGCUGACACCCAAGCUGCGUAGAGUCAAGAUCAGCGGUUGCUGGGGCAUGCGCCGGCUGUCAACGGUCGUCGACGUCGUCGCCACCGGCGAUGACCAAGCAAGCUGCAGCAAGCCGACUGUGGAGAUUGAGGAGGAGGUGUGGGAAGCGCUAGAGUGGGACGGGGCUGAUGCUGGCCACCACCACUCCCUCUUUGAGAUGCGCCACUCUCGCUACUACAAGAAGAAAACUGUCAGGGGUGCCCUCCUGAGGUAA